AAGAAGUAAACAACAAACGUCAACUUUAAUUUGAAUAAGCAGCUUUUUGAUAAAAAAAAAAAAUGAAGUCGUUUAUGGGUGCUAUUAACGUAGCCUACACAAUUCUGUUGCUGAUUUUACUCACAAAAUUUAGUGUCGCAGAGGAACAUGAUAAGAAUCGUCGUGGCGCUAACAUGGGACUCUAUGCCUUCCCACGUGUAGGACGCAGUGAUCCAAGUUUGGCCAGCAAUCUGCAUGAUGCCAGCGAUUCCUUUGCUUACGAGAGCAUCUAUGGCAUAGGCGAAGUAUCCGCCGAGGAUAUAGAAGAUUACCAGAAACGUGCCAGUUAUUUGCCAUUUCCUCAUUUGGGACGCAACGAUGCUGAAAUGAGGAAAUUGGCACAUUUUUUGGCAUUGCAACAGGCCCUGGAUAAACGCACCGGACCAAGUGCAUCAUCUGGUUUGUGGUUUGGUCCACGUCUAGGCAAACGCAGUGUCAGUGCCAAGGAUUAUGCUGCUGCCGCUAAAGGCCAAAAGGAAGGGUACUAAACGAUUAUUAUGGCUGAACUUACACUGAAAAGUGCUCGAGAUCGAAAUGAAAAUGCACUUGUACAAGAUAAUAUUUGCCUUUAUAGGGCUUUUAAAUUUUACUCAUACUAAAUAUGAUUUCUUGAUUAAAUUUUAAAGAGAUCAAAUAAUUAAAAAAAUAUUAAAACGGGAACAUAAUUCUAUAAUAAAUACAAAAAUAACUCAUGGGCUGGUGAGAACUUUUUGUUAAAGACACUAUAAAAUAUUUGUAUUUAAAAUAUGUAAAUACAAUAUUAUGAUAUUUAU
Drosophila innubila is the source of this 812-nucleotide messenger RNA. RefSeq names its product cardio acceleratory peptide 2b (gene Capa). The record is from RefSeq and is a predicted model, not a curated record. The transcript has 3 exons. Lineage: Eukaryota; Metazoa; Arthropoda; Insecta; Diptera; Drosophilidae. Bases 63 to 527 code for a protein of 154 amino acids.